Molecule: messenger RNA, 1926 nt
Organism: Aureobasidium pullulans EXF-150
Lineage: Eukaryota; Fungi; Ascomycota; Dothideomycetes; Dothideales; Saccotheciaceae
Product: MFS general substrate transporter
Exons: 4
Coding region: 115-1785 (556 amino acids)
Biological process (GO): transmembrane transport
Molecular function (GO): transmembrane transporter activity
Source: RefSeq, a predicted model, not a curated record
UUUUAUAACCAUCGGACUAUUCUUCUUGGUGACUCUUGAGCGUCUGAAAUCUGAUUGUCUUGCUCAUAUAAUAUCACAAGCUUCGAAGCCUGACCUAAGGCUCAUCAACACAAGAUGGAUUCAUCGGAUAGGUCGCAAUCAACGACAGAAGCAUACGAGACCGAAACCAAAGAAAUGCACGAAACCACUUGGAGCUCGACAAGUUCAUCGAACGCUUCCCUCAGAUCGAUCAAAAGAGAGGAAAGCCCAGAUAGCCAAAACGACCAUACCGUAGCUUUUGCCGACCUCGAGCCUACCGCGUCCAGAAGUAUUCCACCUCCACCGCGGUCGCAGUCUACUUUCUUCGACCCGGGUUUUGAGAUCAAGUGGGAGGAGAAUGAUGUCGAGAACCCUAAGAACUGGUCGGUCUGGAGGAAGGCGCAUACCAUCUUCGCUUGUACAGUAGCAAGUUGUACAGUUGUGUUGUACUCGUCUGCGUAUACCUCUGGUAUCUCGGGCGCGCAUAGCAUGACGGCAGAGCUCGACGUAUCUAAUUCGACAGUAUCUCUGCUAGGCCUCACAACAUAUCUGUUCGGUAUGGCCGCCGGGAGCAUGAUCUGGGCUCCGCUAAGUGAAAUGCUCGGACGUCGACCGGUCUACAUCGCAACGCUUUUCGCCUUUAUGUUUUUCAUCCUGCCUUGCGCCCUUGCAAAGAAUGUAGGGACAAUCCUCGUAUGUCGCUUCUUCGCUGCAAUGGUUGGAUGCUCGGUUGUGUCGAACUCGCCCGGUACGAUCAACGAUGUCUCGACAGACAAGCAUAGGGCCUUCACCUUCAGUAUCUGGUGCAUUGGACUCAUGAAUGGGCCCGUCAUAGGACCCUUGGUCGGCGGCUUUGUGUUCGACAACCUGGGCUGGAGGUGGAUCCAUUGGCUCACGCUCAUCUUGGCUGGUGUCUCGUUUCUCCUGAUGGCAACCGUGCCUGAGACCUAUGGCCCAACUCUUCUGAGACGCCGCACGGAGAAGAAGAGAAAGGAGACUGGCGAUGUGCAGUGGUGGAGCAAGCAUGAUGAGAAGCGAGCAUUUUGGCCUUUGCUUGGAGCAUCGCUCUGGAGACCGAUUUAUCUCACCGCGUCUGAGCCAAUUCUUUGGUUCUGGGAUCUCUACAUCUUGAUCAUCUACUCGAUGAACUACUUGACGUUUGUCAUCUAUCCAAGAGUGUUUGAAGGGCUCCGUGGAUGGUCGACUGGGCAGACUGGACUCUCAUACCUCGGUAUCGGUGUUGGCAACGUACUGGUGAUUGCAUGCGAGCCACUGCUCAGAAAGAUGGUCCAGCGAAAGAAGCUCGAUGCUCAUGGUAAACCAACACCCGAGUCGCCAGUAUUCAUCGUGUGCAUCGGCGCAUGCUUGGUGCCCAUUGGCGGACUGGUGUUUGCCUGGACCUGCACACCAGACGUGCACUACAUCUGGCCUAUCCUUUCUGGUAUCCCAUUCGGAGCAGGCACGACAGCGACAUUCAUCUAUGGAUCCAACUACAUAGGACGUAGUUAUGGCAUGUAUGCAGCUUCAGCCAUGGCUGGAAAUGUUUUGACAAGAACGAUCGCAGGUGGAACAUUGCCUCUCGCUGGAGCAGCCAUGUACAAUGCAUUGGGGCCUCACUGGCAAGGAACACUUCUUGGUCUGCUGGAAGUGUUGAUUGUUCCUAUCCCGUUUGUCUUUUACAAGUACGGUCAUCUGAUCCGACUCAAGUCCAAGUUCAUCAGCAGAAUGGAGCAAGAGGCCAAAGGUGGAGAAAAGGGAGGGGCAUAAAAUGGAUAGACCAUAGACUUAGACUUAGACCUGGUAGAUGACUUGCAACGAAGUAAUGAGAACUAUUUAAGAUAAACAAGGAAAGAACGACCGAGAUCAAGUGGUGCCUGCUGUGGGAGUGGAGAAAGACGAUUGAGUUUG